Gekko japonicus is the source of this 2187-nucleotide messenger RNA. RefSeq names its product tripartite motif containing 46 (gene TRIM46). The transcript is spliced from 9 exons. NCBI's taxonomy places the organism in Eukaryota, Metazoa, Chordata, Lepidosauria, Squamata, Gekkonidae. The record is from RefSeq and is a predicted model, not a curated record. Gene Ontology annotation, molecular function: zinc ion binding; protein binding. The coding region runs from base 1 to 2187 and encodes 728 amino acids.
AUGAAGAACAUGGAGCGGGAGCUGCUGUGCCCUGUGUGCAAGGAGAUGUACAAGCAGCCCGUGGUGCUGCCUUGCAUGCAUAACGUGUGCCACAUCUGUGCCACCGAGAUCCUGCUGCAGCAGGGCUAUGUCUGCCCGGACCCCACCUCCGAGCCCACCUCGCCAGCUUCCACACCCGCUACGAGGAGCCCCCGCCUAGGACGCCGGGUUGUGCCCAAGCCAGAGCGCCUGGACCGGCUCCUCAAAUCAGGCUUCGGCACGUACCCGGGGCGGAAACGAGGCGGCAUUGUGCACCCACAGAACGUGCUGUUCCCGUGCCCCUCCUGCCAGCGGGACGUGGACUUGGGCGAGCGAGGUUUGGGCAGCCUCUUCCGCAACCUGACGCUGGAGAGGGUCGUCGAGCGCUACCGUCACACCAUCAACGUCAGCACGGCCAUCAUGUGCCAGUUCUGCAAGUCGCCGCAGCUGGAGGCGACCAAAGGCUGCACCGAGUGCAAAUCCAGCUUCUGCAAUGAGUGCUUCAAGCUCUACCACCCUUGGGGCACCCAGAAGGCACAGCACGAGCCCACGCCCCCUACGCUUACUUUCCGGCCCAAGGGUCUGACGUGCCCGGAGCACAGGGAGGAAGUGACGCAUUACUGCAAGACCUGUCAACGGCUGGUGUGCCAGUUGUGCCGAGUGCGCCGCACGCAUACGGGCCACAAGAUCACGCCUGUGCUCAGCGCCUAUCAGGCCCUCAAGGACAAGCUGACAAAAAGCCUGACCUACAUCAUGAGCAAUCAAGACACUGUCCAGGCUCAGAUCAACGAGCUGGAAGAGACCCUUCGGCUCACCGAGGUGAACGGGACGCAGGCCAAGGAAGAGGUGGCGCGGCUGAUGCGGGGCCUGAACGCCCUGCUGGAGGAGAAGCAGGCAUCUCUUCUGAACGCCAUCGAGGAAUGCAGGCAAGAGCGGGUCUCCAACCUCCGUGCGCAGCUGCACGAGCACCAGUCCAUGAUGGAGAACUCCGGUAUGGUGGGCUACACCCAGGAGGUGCUAAAGGAGACCGAUCAGCCUUGCUUUGUGCAGGCUGCGAAGCAGAUCCAUAACAGGAUCAUCAGGGCAACCGACUCGCUGCAGUGUUUCCAGCCUGUCGCCAACGCCUCCUUCAGCCACUUCCAGGUGGACGUGAGCCGGGAGCUCAAAUUGCUCACAGACCUCACUUUUAUUAAAGCACCCGAGGCCCCUGUGAUCGACACGCAGCGCACCUACGCCUAUGACCAGAUCUUCCUGUGCUGGCGCCUGCCGCAGCAUUCCCCGCCUGCUUGGCACUACACGGUGGAGUUCCGGCGGGCCGAGCCCAAGGGCAAGGCCCUCAAGCUGUGGCAGCGACGGGAGGAGGUGCGUGGCACCAGCGCUGUUGUUGAGUACCUGGACACUGACUGCAUCUAUGUGCUGCGUGUGAGGGGCUGCAAUAAGGCCGGGUUUGGGGACUACAGCGAGGACAUCUACCUGCACACGCCACCGGCACCAGUGCUGAAUUUCUUCCUGGACAAUCGGUGGGGUUUCAACCGUGAGCGCUUGGCUAUCAGCAAGGACCAGCGGGCCGUCCGCAGUGUCCCGGGGCUGCCUAUGCUCUUUGCCGCCGAGCGGCUCAUGACCAGCUGCCAUCUGUCCAUCGACCUGGUGAUUGGAGACGUGGCUGUCACCCAGGGGCGUAGCUACUGGGCCUGCUGUGUGGACCCCAGCUCGUACCUGGUCAAGGUGGGAGUGGGGCUCGAGAGCAAGCUGCAGGAGUGGUUCCAGGUACCCCAAGACGUGGUGAGCCCCAGAUACGACCCUGACAGCGGCCAUGACAGUGGGGCCGAGGACACCACCUUGGACACGGCGCCCCCCUUCGCUUUCCUGACCAUUGGCAUGGGCAAAAUUCUCUUGUCGCACGGCGUGGCGCUAACUUCACGGGACCCCGGCAACUGCACGGUGCCGUUGCCUCCCCGGGUGGGCAUCUGCCUGGACUACGAGCACAGCAAGGUGACAUUCUACGACGCCGUGUCGUUCCGCAGCCUGUGGGAGUGUGGCAUCGACUGCUCGGGGCCCGUCUGCCCGGCCUUCUGCUUCAUCGGCGGUGGUGCCCUUCACCUCCAGGAGCUGGUGGCUAACCGCCAGGAGCGGAAAGUUACCAUUGGCGGGUUCUCCAAGCUGGACUGA